UUCCUUUGCUCUCUCAUUCCCACACAGAGACUCGUCGCUCUUCGCUUUUUCUUCUCUCUUUCUUUUUUAGCCAGUAGUGAUCUUACGAAGCUUUCUUUAGUAGAGAGAAAAGCAUAUACGCUUUGUUGUCUUUCUUAAUCCGACUGAUAAGUCCUUAGGAUCAGAUGGAACAAUGGGUGGCUCCUCAAAACAAGAAGGUCCAUCUUUAGUUUGAUUGAGGGAUUUGGAUCUGACUGAACUGAGUUCAUCAACUUUGUCGGAUAUACAUUUGCUUUGUGUGAAUUUGGAUUUCUUGCCCUGAAUGGCGUCCGAGGAUUUGAGUGUUGUUGCGGAAUCAAAGAAAGAGGAAGAGAAUGUUAUUGUUGAUAAUUCCAAGGACAUGACUAGACCUGAGAAUCUUGACUUAUCUACCGAGAAAACUGAUAAUGUCAAUGAGAAUGUUCCAAAAGAUGAAGCUUCUACGCUGCUAAAGGAAGCAGACCUCCCUGAGUCUGGUACUUCAGUGAAGAGUAAAACAGCUAAGGAUAGUAAACCUGUUAAGAGAAAGUCAGGGACCUUUUCUCGCAGCCCGAGAUUCAUGUCUCAGAGCUCUUCAUUUCCAACCAAAGGAGCUUAUACUGAUAUUACUAGAAAGAGUAUUGAUGCAACAACAUCAAAGACUAGUCUUAAACCCGUCGUUGCAGGUGGAUCCAAACCAAAAGCCACUCCAUCUUAUAGCAGCGGUGUUUCCACUAAGCGCACCGGUGUAGUAUCUGCCCCCCUCAAAAAGCAAACUUUGCCGGUGAAACCCAUUUCUAGGGAUUCAGCGUCAGGCCCUACUUCCAAAUUAGGAGAUGAAGGUUCUAAAUCCAUUAAAGAAGAAACGGCGGGGAAAGACAUUGAGGAAACCGGUUCAACCACCGCUGUGGUGGCAGAUAAAGUAUCUAAACCGAUGAAAGUUGAAAUGGCAAACAAGGAAGAUGAGGACACACGUUCAACUACCACUUCAACUUCUACACCUCGUGGGCGGAGAAGCAGUGUUGGGUCGGCAUCUGGAUUUUCGUUCAGGUUGGAGGAACGGGCUGAAAAAAGAAAAGAGUUUUAUAUGAAACUGGAAGAGAAGAUCCAUGCAAAGGAAGUAGAGAAGACGAAUUUGCAGGCGAAAUCAAAGGAGAGUCAGGAAGAAGAGAUCAAAAGGUUGAGGAAGAGCUUGACGUUCAAGGCUGGUCCCAUGCCCAGCUUCUACAAAGAGCCUCCCCCUAAGGUUGAAUUAAAGAAGAUACCAACUACUCGUCCUAAAUCUCCAAAGUUAGGACGCAGAAAGAGUAGUAGCGACGCAACAGGAGGUGAAGCGGCUCCUCGUGUGACGAAACCAAAAGACUCAUCAUCAUCUACACUGAAGAAACCCAUAACAAAGUCUCAGCCAAAGCUUGAAACUCAAGAGAAGUCAGUGAAGGCGAAAGAAAAGAAAAAGGAAGUGAAGAAAGAAGAAGUAGAGAAGAGAGGAGAGGAAGAGAAGGCUUCUCCUGCUGUGGCUGCGAAAGCUGGAGAGAUGAAACCGAACUCCAACAACAUCCAAGUGAAGGCUGAGAUAAUGGCAAGUGAGGUUGCAGUGGGGGGCUGAUCUGAGCAAAGUGAGCAUUUAGCAGCGAUAUCUAAUGUCUGCUUCUUCUUUUUUUCUUUCUUAAAGCAUUAAUGUGAAUAGAGUUGUUGCAUUGCGUCUACUUUUUCAAGAGUUUACUUCAUUCCUUCAGUUUAUUUUUUGGAAAAUUAAAGCCUCAAUUGCUUCUUAAGAUGGUCUCUAAUGUGUUGAGCUCAAAAAUGUAAACUUAUACAUAUAUUAUGAGGAUGGAAAUAUGUGUGAAUUGUGAAGAGUAAAA
This is a messenger RNA of Arabidopsis lyrata subsp. lyrata, 1859 nucleotides long. RefSeq names its product protein WVD2-like 4. The transcript has 10 exons. NCBI's taxonomy places the organism in Eukaryota, Viridiplantae, Streptophyta, Magnoliopsida, Brassicales, Brassicaceae. Gene Ontology annotation, molecular function: microtubule binding. The record is from RefSeq and is a predicted model, not a curated record. The coding region runs from base 302 to 1603 and encodes 433 amino acids.